Molecule: messenger RNA, 3660 nt
Organism: Spea bombifrons (plains spadefoot toad)
Lineage: Eukaryota; Metazoa; Chordata; Amphibia; Anura; Pelobatidae
Gene: PDE1B
Product: phosphodiesterase 1B
Exons: 16
Coding region: 251-1915 (554 amino acids)
Biological process (GO): signal transduction
Molecular function (GO): 3',5'-cyclic-nucleotide phosphodiesterase activity
Source: RefSeq, a predicted model, not a curated record
CUCCGUGAUGUGACUCCUCGGUACUCGCCGCUGCAGACUGUUACAGCCACCGGCCGGGGGUGCAGGUCUCAUACCGAUAAGGAGAGAAACGCUUAACACCUAAGAACGCGGCUCAGGCUGGGGGAUACCGGGAGCCAGGCCGACAUCUCCCGGCCACCAGGGACCAAGGUGGACACAGGGGCCACGGAACACAACCGGGAGCAUCCCCCGAGUAGCCAACAAGGACGAAAGAAGAAGCCCAGCUGUGAGCAUGUCACAGUCAGCAGCACGGCGGCUGCAGCGCGGAACUCCCCUCCAGCUGCCCCCAGGAAUGAUGGAGUCUCCCAGCGUAGACAAGGAGCUGCUUGAAGGAUGCACUUCUCCAUUAGAGCUGAAAUCGGCUCCCAGCAAGAAGAUGUGGAUCAAGCUGCGAUCUCUUCUGAAGUUCAUGGUGAAACAACUUGAAAAUGGAGAGGUCAAUAUUGUAGAACUGAAAAAAAACUUGGAGUACACAGCCUCGCUAUUGGAAGCAGUGUACAUCGAUGAGACAAGACAGAUUUUGGACACAGAUGAUGAACUUCCAGAAAUCCGCUCUGAUGCUGUUCCCUCUGAGGUCCGUGAUUGGUUGGCGUCCACAUUUACUCAACAGACCAGGUCAAGCGGUCGACGAUCUGAAGAGAAGCCCAGAUUCCGGAGCAUUGUGCAUGCCGUGCAGGCAGGGAUCUUCGUGGAAAGAAUGUUUCGAAGAACAUACACAGCAGUGGGACCCAAUUACUCUGCAGCUGUCGUAAAUAGUUUAAAGCACCUGGACCUGUGGGACUUUGAUGUAUUUGUAUUGAACAGAGUGAGUGAAGAUCAUGCCUUGAAAACUAUUGUUUUUGAACUCCUGACGCGACACAAUCUGAACAGCCGCUUUAAGAUCCCGGUGGCAUUUCUGAUGAGCUUUCUGGAUUCUCUGGAGAGCGGUUAUGGAAAGUACAAAAACCCUUAUCAUAACCAGAUCCAUGCAGCUGACGUGACACAGACUGUCCACUGCUUUCUACUGAGGACAGGCAUGGUGCACUGCCUAAAUGAAAUUGAAAUUUUGGCUAUCAUUUUUGCUGCUGCCAUCCAUGACUUUGAACAUACAGGAACAACAAACAGCUUCCACAUCCAGACCAAGUCGGACUGUGCCAUUCUUUACAAUGACCGGUCAGUUCUGGAGAACCACCAUGUUAGUGCAGUGUAUCGUAUCAUGCAAGAUGACGAGAUGAACAUUUUUGUCAACCUUACCAAGGAUGAGUUCACAGAAUUGAGGUCUCUUGUCAUAGAGAUGGUCUUGGCUACAGACAUGUCUUGUCACUUUCAGCAAGUCAAAACCAUGAAGACAUCCCUGCAGCAGCUGGAGACCAUUGACAAAUCAAAGGCUCUUUCGCUCCUGCUUCACGCUGCAGACAUCAGCCAUCCAACCAAGCAAUGGAAGGUGCAUGCACGCUGGACCAAACUGCUCAUGGAAGAGUUUUUUAGACAGGGCGACAAAGAAGUUGAAAUGGGACUGCCCUUUUCUCCCCUAUGUGAUCGCAAGGCCACAUUAGUGGCUCAGUCUCAGAUAGGGUUCAUCGAGUUUAUCGUUGAUCCUACUUUCUCAGUACUGACAGAUGUGGCUGAAAAGAUUGUUCUUCCAUUAGUAGAAGAAGGAAGCAAGAACAAGCCAAAUGCUCCUGUCAACCAGUCGAGCUCUCAGUGGAGGCAGCCAUCCAUAGAUGAGCAAGCGGAACUAGGAGACAUUAAUGCUGACCUGAACAGCUUCCGAACAGCGUGGACUAAGUAUAUUCAGGAAAACAAACAAAAAUGGAAAGAAAGAGCAGCCAGUGGGAUCACUAACCAGACUUCUGUGGAUGAACUGUCCCCUUGUGAGGAGGAACAUAGCACAGAGGAGAAUGGCAACCUGGACUAGUGCAUAUUUUCCCUGUACACCAGGCACUGCUCUGGCUCAAAAUGAGGUCUUUGAUAUCACAUCAGAUCCCCUCCCUGCAGAAUAAGCGACCUGGGACACAGGGAGUGUAAAGAUCGGAUCUGAGUGAAGCCUCCAGUUACUUAGCACGCACAGAAAGUGGGGCAUUCAGGGAACUCGCCUAUCCUCAGAAUCUCUCCAUCUGUGACACUGUGUAGGCUAACUAUUAGUACAUCGUACGACUCUCCCUACGUCCAUCUCUCUGCUCUGUGGGUCUGUCUGUCUUUUAUGUGGAUCACCUAGAUACGGCCAUGCCUCUUCUCUUUAAAAUAGAGCUGUUUGUAUUAUUUUUUUUUAACCGUACACAUAAUUUACAUUGUGUGGUCAAUACCAUUUUGUAUGAUGACCUCCAAAAGCAACAUGACUGUGCAUGGAUUUUCAGCAACAAAAUUAUAUAUAUAUAUAUAUAUGCACAUGGACGUUAAAACAUUCAUGGUUUAUAAAACAUACUUGCAUUAGAAAUAAAGUAAUCUUGUCUUAAUCAAACCCAAGUCCAGCACUCCCUUAGGUUUGGGGGAAAAAAGGCAAUACCAGACAAAAAGCAGCUUGCACAUAUAGGUUUAAAGACACAGGCAUCAGGAUCCAGUGGUAGUAGGUAGGUCCUAAAAAACAUUAAAGUGACAGAUAAAAGCCUUUUCACCGCAUUGUAACUUAGUUACUCAGGUUAUGUCAUGGCCGUGCUUUAGUAGUUUAACUAGAAGAAAAGCGUAUUGUAUUUUAUUUAGAGAUUAUCAGCGCAUUCAGCAAUAGGUGACAUUAUUAUAACAGAUAUGCAGUACUUCCUAUAUGCAGAACCUUACGUGAUCCGGUCCUUUCUACGGAGACCCUGUGACAGCGGAUCAAACACAGUCCUCAAGCAUGCAGAAUUCUGCUGAGAGUAGUCAGAGCAUUGCACGUUAUCCCUUUAAUUACCCUUACAAAUUGCCCAUGCCACAGGCCUGCAGAGCGUUGCGUAAUCCAUUCCACACAUUGGAUUUCAGAAAGAAAAAUCUUCUUGUCUUUCGAUCUUGUCUGUGUCAUAGGAUUUGAUGUUGUGUUUUGGUGCCUUGUUUUGAAGUGCGUUAUGUUCUUUGUCUACACACAAUCGUUAACCUUUAGGUACAUAAUUCCAGACAUAGCAGUGUUAAAGUCAUUUCAUUUUACAGUGAUUGUGUUGGUUCAGCGUUUUAUCCUUGUUUUAAUUUUUACUAGAAUCUCAUACUCUUCUUCUGUGUGUAGAGAAGUCGAUCCUGAGAUUCUUGUCUAAUUGUUGGUGUCCCGUCACUUUCAGCGUUCUAAACCACAAACAUUUUAGGGGAAAUGUCAGUGUCUGUUCGUGCCAUCUAAAAGCUUUAAGCGAGAUCUGGACCACAAGUCUCACAAGCAGAUAGAUUGGCAGGAACGUAACACUAUGUGAUCUAUUUUCUAAAAAGGCAAAGGUUAUGUGAUUGAACCCUCAUCACGUACCUUAUGUAGAAACGAUUCCUCUAAAAUAACCAUGCGUCCGUCACUUUAACUGUAUCCCCGGGGGCUCUCUUAAGAGAUUUAUUUUUAAAAUAGUGGUUCAUCAUAUUUCCUUAUUAGCACACAGUCAGAGAGACAGAGCAAUAUUAGGUUGGAUAGAGAUGUCCGUCUCUACAUGCAAUUGUAAAUGCUUAUAUUUUAUACCAUUAUUCUGGAUGUGAAUAAAAAUUUGGCCUUACAGACAA